GCUCCCAGCCACCUCAUGCACGGGCCAAGAUGAGUCUGCCGGAUUACAAAUCAUCUGAGAAGCAGUCUCUGCCUGCAAAUCCACACUCUUCCGUCGUGCAGUUAAACGUCGGGGGCCAGCUGUUCAGCACUUCUCUGAGCACGCUCAGGAAGCACCCGAACUCCAAGCUGGCCGAGCUGCUCACCAGACGGACCACCGAGGCGUUCUGCGACGCGCAGGGCCGAGUCUUCAUCGACCGGGACGGUGCCCACUUCGGGGCCGUUCUCGAGUUCCUGAGGUCGGAGCGGCUGCCCGCAGGGAACAUCAAGGAGGUUCACAGGGAGGCGAUGUACUACAACAUUCAACCACUGAUCAAACGCUUGGAGGAAACUCCCCAGCUGUUCGGAGAGCUGGUGGGGAGGCAGCAGUUUCUCUCCAGAGUCCCACACUACAAAGAAAACAUCGAGGUGCUGAUUCGUAUCGCCAGAGCCGAGGCCAUCGCCGCCCGCCACUCCACCAUCAUGAUCUGCGUGCUGCGGACCGAGGAGGACUUGGGUUUCUAUGAUAACGCCAUCAGCAGCCUGGAGGCGGACAAGGUGUCCGUGGUGACAUUCGGACCCUGGAAGGAUGCCCUAUCCACCAAGGACGUGCUAGACUGCGUGAAGAUUGACAUCGAGAGUCAGGGCUACAUGGUGAGAAUCGAGCCACACAUGGGGGAGAAGAGUUUCCUGUCCAGGAGCUACGACUACUUCCACAAACUCACCUUCACCUGGUGGUGAUGAGAGGGCGGCUUUUCUCUGCAGAGGCGGGAAUUGUAAACAACCUCUUCGACGUAAGAACAGACAGCAUUUCGAAACUUUCUCAGAUCUUUUCCGAAAUACUUUAAAAAAGUUAAUGCAAAAAGAGAUGGGUCUUGAUUUAGAAAAGAUUCAGAAAAGCAUGUGUAUAUAAUAUAGUUAAAAGAUAAUGUGUUUUCUGACAAAGGCCUUUGUCUUAUGCUAAGCCUAAUUUUAGGCGAUUAUAAAUAUGGAUAUUGUUUCAUAUACCGUGUAAUGUCAGUGAAAUCUGCAGCUAAAUUUGAAUAAAAGAUGACUACUCAA
Molecule: messenger RNA, 1079 nt
Organism: Pseudoliparis swirei
Lineage: Eukaryota; Metazoa; Chordata; Actinopteri; Perciformes; Liparidae
Gene: kctd14
Product: potassium channel tetramerization domain containing 14
Exons: 4
Coding region: 30-758 (242 amino acids)
Biological process (GO): protein homooligomerization
Molecular function (GO): protein binding
Source: RefSeq, a predicted model, not a curated record